This is a messenger RNA of Sclerotinia trifoliorum, 1213 nucleotides long. The record is from the annotation of a GenBank genome assembly. NCBI's taxonomy places the organism in Eukaryota, Fungi, Ascomycota, Leotiomycetes, Helotiales, Sclerotiniaceae.
CAGGACAAGCAAUGAAAUGAACUAUACGGGAUAACUGUCAUGAACAUGACAAGUAUGACUACUAUCAUUGUUGGCAGAGUAAAACUGUAUGAUUUUGUUUUGCUAGCCAAGUGAGCCUCAAAGAGUUAACAGCAGCUUGAAUAGCAAGGUUUGGUGGCUUGAACCAAUCCAACUGAGUCAAGCAUAGCUAUGCCAUCAAUAUAUGUAGUCAUUAUAUGAUGGACAUUGAAGUUUUCUUUACCCUUUCAAUUUAUCGACUUGAUGGUUGCUUCUCUUUAAAAUGCCAGACAAGAAGAAAAACCUACAAUUCAUCUGGCCCAAAGAUGGACCCAAAGGUCGCAGCGGCCACCGAGGAUUUUUCGGGAGACUGAACAAUAUUGUAACAAAUCGAGGGCCAGAUAUUUUUGUUGGAAAACAAGGAAGUAGGAUCAGUCCCGAUCGCUGGCAGAAUUGGUGAAUUUAUGCAUUCAAUAGUCAUACAAUGUAUCUGACUUUUCAACAGGGACUCUUACCAUGAUGAACAUAAGCACAUUCAUGAAAUAACUGGAGCCUUCUCAAGAGAUUUCAAAAGAUAUGAUCCACAUACACGGAAAUAUGUCGAGUGGGAACAAACCCAAGAUUGGAACGGAUAUGGAGUCGCAAAUAAUCCAUGGGAAUAUCCACGCUUAACUGCAGAUGAAUGUGCCCAAAUUUACCGGUCCUAUCAUCAAGGUCAUCAAAUUGAUCCUUCCAAGUUCGAAGAUUGGAAUCAUGCUGGUCCUAACGUAAGUUAAUUUUGCAAAGGCGGGAUCAUUAGUAACUAAUAUUUAACACAGAGAUUCAGACAAGAAUAUGAUAGUUUCUGGCAAGCAGCACAUCGAAGAGGAGAAAAUUAUAAAUAUGGCUGGAACCAUUUAAGGGGUGAAAGUAAUCCUUGGAUGAGGAUGCAUCAAGAAUGGCCUACUGAUUUAGAGGAUUGGAUGGCGCUUCGUGGGAUGUACUAGAUAUGUAUGGUAUAUUUGAGAAGGGUGAAGAUGCUUCGUGAUAGGGGAUUCUUGAAUUUUGGUUCUUUGUUUUCUUUUUGAGUAUUUAUUUGUUGAUGGAUUUGCAUUAUGCUUAAAAUGAAGAUUUAUUACCUAGUAGCUGGGGAUUUGUGGUACUUUGAUGUUGAUAGUGAUGUUGAGCUGGUGUAUGGGACUGGCUUAAUGGGUGUAAAUUGCAGAUACAUACACGG